GGGACCCUCGGGUUUUAGGGGUUAAGAAAGCAGUACACUUUUCAAAUGAUCUUAGCAUUCACAAAAGGAAGCAUAAUUGUGGAAAUAAAAAUAAAAUAAUUAAAGAUGCAUUCAAUUAUAAGAAGGAUUUGAAGGGCUUGCAAUGUCAAAUAAAAUUAUGGUGGAGUUAUUUGCAUAAAUAAAAAUAAAUCAAGAUGCUUGUUCUACUUUUACUAAAACUUACCUAGUGAAUCUAGUUGUGAUGGUAGGUGAACUUGUCAGUUUUUACAUAAAGAUGUAUUACUAAAAAGAUUUAUCUAGUUGGCCCUCACUAUUCAUUAUUUUAUUUUUAAUUUUAGAACAUAGCAAUAAGGCAACAUUGUUUUUCACUAAAUGCACCAAGAUAUUCAGCCAGCAGCUGGAAACAAGAGCAUCAUUGCUCCACGUAUGUACUGAGAUGCCUUCAAAUGAAAGCAACUGCAAAAAAGUUUUUUUUUAAUAAUAAUUAGGCACUAUUCAUUUUCUUUCUUCUUUUUUCAGAAAAUUUAAGGUGAUAAACAUCGUCACCACUGUUUCCCUGUUGGGAAUCCUCAUGGUUGUUUAUUUAAAAGAACCUAAAAGUGCUUUUCCUGCUGAUUAUUUCAACACCAACCAGGAAUUGUAUGCAAAUAAAUUAAAGGACGAAAAUGCCACCACCCAAGCACAAGAACUCCUCCAGCCAAAAUGUGAGCAAAACAUGGAAGCAGAGAAACUCUGGAAAUUUAGCUCUCUUCCUGAACAGAUUCGGGAUUUUCUUUACUAUCGUCACUGUCACCGAUUUCCCAUUAUCCUGGACCUCCCUCACAAAUGUGGACGACCAAAUAAGCCCAAAGACAUCUUUCUACUGCUAGUUAUUAAAAGUCCCCCCAACAACUUUGAGCACAGAGAGGUGCUGCGCAAGACCUGGGCUAAGGAGAGGUCACAUAAUGGGAAGAGGAUUCAAACGAUCUUCAUUUCAGGAACAGAUGGUUAUGGAUAUGACACAGAAAGGCUGAACAAACUCGUUGCACUGGAGCACAAACAACAUGGAGACAUUCUCCAGUGGGACUUCAGAGAAUCAUUUUUCAACCUGACUCUAAAGCAGAUCCUUUUCCUGGAGUGGAUGAACAGACGCUGUCCACAUGCUCGUUUCCUGCUAAACGGUGAUGAUGAUGUCUUCGCCCACACGGACAACAUGGUGGAGUAUCUUCAGAGCCUCGAGGACAACAAUGGAACCAAGCAUCUCUUUACUGGGCAAGUAAUUGAAAACGCUGGCCCUAUCAGAUGGCCGCAAAGCAAGUACUUUGUUCCACUUCAGGUGUAUGAUGGAAAUUCAUAUCCUGCUUACUGCGGUGGUGCGGGUUACCUCAUGUCUGGCUACACUGCUUCAGUCAUUUAUGAGAAGUCAAAGUCCGUUGAAAUACUUCCGAUUGACGAUGUCUACAUGGGGAUGUGUUUGGAUGCAGCAAAACUUAAACCCACCACUCAUAUGGGUGUGAGUACACUUGGAUGGUACAUUCCCUCUAGAACGGUUGACAAAUAUCACCCUUGUUUCUUGAAAGAAGUACUUGUGAUACACAAAUUCUCUCCAGCUAGUUUAUAUAUUUUGUGGCAUGAAGUACACAACCCCAAAAUCAAGUGUGGUGUUCAAUGGUUAAAAUCACUUUUUUAAAAGCCUUUUUGUUAAUUUUUAAAUGCUAAUGCAUAAAAUUAUUAUUUUUUUAAUCACAAUAACAGAGGGAUGUUACUAACCAUAACAUGUAAUCUGGUAAUUUGAUCAUUUGGAAAAAGACUGAGAAAGAUUUUUUGAGCCAUUUUCUAGAACGAACUUCCAUGCCUCCUUUGCCACACAGUCUCAACAAGAAGACGUUUUUAUGCUUUCCGUUGCAAGCUGGCACGAUUUUCCGGAGUCACGGUGAAAUGUUUUGUGAAGUUUACUUUGGCAGGUAGUGUGACACAUGGCUCCUCUCCUCUUCUUUAUGAGGCACGAAAUUAAUGGUUUAAAUAAGCAGUUUACUAACCAAAACAUGAAGACUUUUAAAACAAAGACAGACUUUUAAAACUGAGGGAAAAAGCUUUAUUUGCAAAGUUAAUCAUUCAGAUAAAGCCAUCAUUUUAAUCUCUGUUGGCCAGCAAUCUGGUUAGUUUGUAUAAAACAUAAAGUGGUGGACCAUAGAAGUGAAUAUCAAACUUGCACUUUUACAUUAGCCAUUAAAAGUUGUGUCAUCAGUCGUGUCAUAAAUGUGUGACAACAAAAAUAAGUAAGAAGCCUGUUCUUUCCAUGGUUGGGUCAUGCCAAAAACUUUAAAAAAUGGGUCCCAGUGCCUCCCCGCUUGACACUCAGCUUUAAGGGGUUGGAUUGGGGGAUUAAACCUCCAAAUGGUUCCCGAGUGCAGCCACUGCUGCAGCUCACC
Messenger RNA from Nothobranchius furzeri (turquoise killifish), 2411 nucleotides. Its product is annotated as N-acetyllactosaminide beta-1,3-N-acetylglucosaminyltransferase 3-like. Gene Ontology annotation, molecular function: hexosyltransferase activity; UDP-glycosyltransferase activity. Gene Ontology annotation, cellular component: Golgi membrane. NCBI's taxonomy places the organism in Eukaryota, Metazoa, Chordata, Actinopteri, Cyprinodontiformes, Nothobranchiidae. The record is from RefSeq and is a predicted model, not a curated record.